UCAUUCAAUGCCAGAAUUAAAGGAGAAGCUCCACUUUCCUGCAAAAUUAGGUGAGGAUAAGUUUUGCCUUAGCUAGAAGGAGAAGGAGAGGGAGAGAGAGGGACAAAGACUUCUAACGAAGAAAGUUCAAAAGUAAAAAAAAGGUUUGUGGGUGGCAAAUUAUCUGAAAGUUACACUUCAACCGCAGCCAUUUUUUCUUUGGCAUAGCUUGUGGGUUUUAGAUUUCUUGUCUCCCGGUGAAAGAGUCAAGGAAAGGGUGGCAUUGAAACAGCGCAAUAAAUCAAGGGUGUUCGUUACGUGGGCUCCUCAGAUCAAAUGGAGAUAUCAACGGCUUUGAUGAUCUUAUCAGCAAUUGCUGCCUAUUUCUUGUGGUUCAGAUUCAUCUCAAGGUCAUUGAGCGGUCCGCGUGUCUGGCCUCUAUUGGGUAGCUUGCCCGCUCUCAUCCAGCACUCUAAUCGCAUGCACGACUGGAUCGCCGACAAUCUUCGCACAUGCGGCGGCACGUACCAGACAUGUAUUUGUGCCCUUCCAUCUCUGGCUCGGAAACAGGGGCUUGUGACGGUCACGUGCGAUCCAAAGAACGUGGAGCACAUUUUGAAGGCUCGGUUCGAUAAUUACCCCAAGGGUCCCGGUUGGCAGGCGGCGUUCCAUGAUUUGCUGGGAGAGGGCAUCUUCAACUCCGAUGGGGACACGUGGCUAUUCCAGCGUAAGACUGCCGCACUUGAAUUCACCACCCGGACACUGCGCCAAGCCAUGGCUCGGUGGGUGAGCCGGGCUAUUAAGUUCAGGUUCUGCCCGAUUCUUGAGACGGCUCAAUCGCAAGGAAAGUCGAUUGAUUUUCAAGAUCUUCUACUUCGGCUCACUUUUGAUAACAUCUGCGGCUUGGCUUUUGGUAAGGACCCACAAACUCUAUCUCCUGGAUUACCCGAGAAUGGCUUCGCUUUGGCUUUCGACCAGGCCACCGAAGCCACGCUGCAACGCUUUAUUUUGCCCGAAAUUGUAUGGAAGCUGAGGAAGUGGCUCCGGCUCGGAAUGGAAGUCAGCUUGGGCCAAAGCUUGGAACACAUCGAUAAAUACUUAACGGACAUCAUCAAUACACGUAAACUCGAGCUACGAAGCCAACAGCAAGGUGGCGCUGGGACCGCACACGACGACCUGCUAUCAAGGUUCAUGAAGAAAAAAGAGUCCUACUCGAACGAAUUUCUCCAACAUGUGGCACUCAAUUUCAUCCUAGCUGGACGGGACACGUCAUCAGUCGCGCUAAGCUGGUUCUUUUGGUUGGUCAGUCAAAACCCAAGAGUGGAAGAGAAAAUCCUCAUCGAAAUCUGCACCGUCCUAAUGGAGACACGAGGCAAUGACCCUACCAAAUGGGUGGAAGAACCCUUAGUGUUUGAAGAAGUUGACCGAUUGAUAUACCUCAAGGCAGCAUUGUCGGAGACCCUAAGGCUUUACCCAUCAGUGCCACAAGACUCAAAGCACGUAGUUGCCGAUGACAUUUUGCCAAGUGGGGCUUUUGUGCCUGCAGGCUCAUCCAUCACCUAUUCCAUAUAUGCAAUUGGACGGAUGGAGUACAUUUGGGGUCAAGAUUGCCUAGAAUUCAAGCCAGAGAGAUGGCUGUCCCAAGACGGCAAAAAACUUGAGGCACAAGAUUCAUACAAAUUCGUCGCGUUUAAUGGAGGUCCAAGAAUUUGUUUAGGGAAAGACUUGGCUUACUUGCAAAUGAAGUCGAUAGCCGCCGCGGUUCUACUGCGGCAUAGGCUGUCAGUGGUCCCAGGCCACCGUGUGGAGCAGAAGAUGUCCUUGACAUUGUUCAUGAAGUAUGGGCUAAAGGUUAACGUCCACCCUAGGAACUUAAAGCCUGUAUUGGACACGAUUUGCAUUGGUGACACGUGCGGUAGGAAUGCUCCAGCUCUAAGUAUUAAUGGGCACUGUGAUGGGGUGGAAAUGGUUGAUGGGAUAGCUUAAUAAUUAAGGUGUUUUGGGUGGUUUUGUGAAUAGGAUAAUGCAUGCAUAUUAGAGUAUGCAUGUCUUUCAUGGUAAAACACUAGGAUUGGCAUCUAUAUAUAUAUAUAUAUAUAUAUAUUCAAGUUAAAGAGGAAAUUAAGAAGAGUAGUGUGCCUGAGCUGCUGCAUGCAGGACAUGGAGAAGAAAUAGGGAUAAUGUAGUAGUGGAGGUGGAGCAGAUCAGGGAUGGGAGCUGCUACCAAUGAUUACAUUUGACUAUUCUUUUUUUCUUCUUAA
Molecule: messenger RNA, 2240 nt
Organism: Juglans regia (Persian walnut)
Lineage: Eukaryota; Viridiplantae; Streptophyta; Magnoliopsida; Fagales; Juglandaceae
Product: cytochrome P450 86A22-like
Exons: 2
Coding region: 316-1965 (549 amino acids)
Molecular function (GO): iron ion binding; monooxygenase activity; oxidoreductase activity, acting on paired donors, with incorporation or reduction of molecular oxygen
Source: RefSeq, a predicted model, not a curated record